Messenger RNA from Zygosaccharomyces rouxii, 1257 nucleotides. It is a transcript of the gene CHM7, whose product is annotated as phosphatidic acid-binding protein CHM7. Gene Ontology annotation, biological process: vacuolar transport. Bases 1 to 1257 code for a protein of 418 amino acids. The transcript has a single exon. Lineage: Eukaryota; Fungi; Ascomycota; Saccharomycetes; Saccharomycetales; Saccharomycetaceae. The record is from RefSeq and is a predicted model, not a curated record.
AUGGAACUUCCUUCCUCAAGGUUGGGUUCACUCUACAAGGAUUUUCGACCAUUGAAAGAGCUAAAUCCUGACGGAUAUGCUGCCAACAUUAGCACUUGGAAAGAAUAUCUGAAAAAUCGAUUCCUUAAUCGAAAAUGUCUGUUCACCUCCGGUACUGAGCUUUUGCAAGAGUUAUCUAACGACGUUUAUGGAUUUCCCAAAAGUUUAGACGUGGUUAUCGAUACCUUAGUACAAGAAGGUUACCUGAUUUCUAGUGAUGAUUUUUAUGGACAAAGAAUGUAUUCUAAGGAGUAUCCUAAGCUCAUGCAGUGGAUUGGGCUUGGUAAGAAUCGAUUUUUCAAAAGUAGGCGAAAUGAAGAUGGUUACUACCUUAAGGAGUUGCAAUUGAUUGUAAAAUCAAAUGUUGAAGUCAAAUUCAAAAGUAUUGCCAGUCGGAUUAAUGAUAGAAUAAUUAAGAGUGCUACGGGGAUCACAGACUUGGUAAUGCCGUUGGAAGAAUUUUUUACGAAGACUGGAUUUCAUGAAAUAGUUGAUAAUGAUGAUGACCAGGAAAUCCUUUUGUUUUACAUGGCUCACUACACAGGGACCAUAUUCAAGGAGUCCAAUUUCAUUAAAAUAAUAGACCCCACAAGAGAUAAUAAAGAUUUGACUGAAAAUGAUCGCAGGAUAGCUGAUUUAAAACUGGCGAUUUCUAGCGUUUCCAAACAAGUGAAAAAGAUGCAAAAUGAAAAGAUGGAUUAUUCCAAAAUUUUAACUCAAUCUAUGAGAGAUGGUGCUUCUAGAGAUACUCAGAGAAAGUUCUUGCAGGCCAGGAAAAUUGCGGAAAGGUAUUUAAACCGUUUAUUGGAAUAUCAAAAUAACCUUUUAGAGAUUAAAUCUCAAAUUGAAAUGUCCAUCACAAAUGAAAUAUUGGUGACAACUUUAAGUGAUGCCAAUGAAACAUUGAAAUCUGUUACUAAAUAUUCAAUGUCGGUGGAACAAGUCGAGGGUUUAUUAGAUGAGCUAAAGGAUCAUAGAGAACAAAACGAUGAAAUUGGUCGUAUGCUGUCAGGAACAGAUGAGAUCAUUGACGAAAAGGAAUUAGAUGCAGAGUUAGAAUCUCUAGACAAGAAGAUAGAAGAUCAAGAAUCUACUUCAGAGGUCUUGGACCGUUUGAGCCAUUUGAAAUUAGGUGAAACAACAGAACAAACACCCGUGAGCGAGACGCCCAGAAAAGAGGAAGCUAACUCAAAGCAACUCAUCACCGAAUAUGAUUAA